AUGACAAAAAUUACUUCUCCACAAGAACCAAACGAUAGAGUCCCCAGCAAAAACUGGGCAGAAAUGAUGGAAAAUGAGAAGUUCACGGCAUGGCCACACCCAGGAAUAAAAGGGAAAUAUGAUAACCAGACCUACCAAAGUGCCAACCAGGAAAGUGAUAGGAAACCCGCAAGAUUAGACAAAUUUGACACCGACAUGGACAGUGACUCAGAACUGGGCAGAGAAACAGACGGCACAGACUUAAAGUUGGAUAUUAUGCUAUAG
Acaulospora morrowiae is the source of this 264-nucleotide messenger RNA. Lineage: Eukaryota; Fungi; Glomeromycota; Glomeromycetes; Diversisporales; Acaulosporaceae. The record is from the annotation of a GenBank genome assembly.